AUGUACGAAAGUAUCAUGCGGCUUGUACCAGGCAGUAUAUUAUCAUCAUCAUUCAAGUUAAAAUCUUACAAUGAAUAUGCGUUUGCUCUCACCGCGAUUCUCUUUGUAACCAUCAGCAAUAUUUGCGGCCAAAAUUACUACCCUGGCCAAAGUGGACUUGGUCACCUUGUGCACGAAUAUCGGACUGCUGCUGCUGUGAAGGAAAUUACCACUUACUGUGCGGCGCCGGACCUGACCGAAGGUGCGUAG
Plenodomus lingam JN3 is the source of this 249-nucleotide messenger RNA. NCBI's taxonomy places the organism in Eukaryota, Fungi, Ascomycota, Dothideomycetes, Pleosporales, Leptosphaeriaceae. The record is from RefSeq and is a predicted model, not a curated record.